GGAAAACGAGAAAAACACCGGCCAUUACCAAUUUACCAUAUCCACCGAUCUGUAUCAAUUUCCCCUUUUCGGCCUUCGUCACUCUUCCCGUCGAUCGACUCCCCACCCCAUCGCCGGCGUGAGUGUAACUCUCCGGCACAUCCAGAGGCCUUCACAGCCGUGGUAACAUCCCCGUCGAGCCCUGAAGUUGUACGCACUACACACGACCCCGCCGGAGACUGCGGAUUUUCCCUAACCUCUGCCCCGCCCAUCCUCCGCCGCCGCCGAUGCUUUCUGGAGGCAUGUACUCUCUACGUGGACUUGUUCAUGAUUGAAGGAUUGGGCAUUAGGGGAUUGUAAAAGCUUCGGAGUAGUUCACCGCCACAAUGCAGGUCAAUUAAAAGUGUGCAUUUCCCCUCCGGAUUAAUUUGUUUCGUGGCCUUUCCUUGCAAGGAUAUCUAAAUACUAGAGGUUGAGCUGGAAUUGUAGGAGAUACGUGUAAAUAUACUUUUUUUGGUGCGCUGGCUGUUGGACCAUCGCUUGGUGCUAGAUACGAUGAGAUUGUUCCCAAUUUCAUCCAGCUUAGAUAGUUCACCCGAGGAACUGAACAAUGCAGAAAAAAGUCACGCAAGACUUUACCUAAAUGUAUAUGAUCUUACUCCUAUUAACCACUAUCUUUAUUGGUUAGGGCUCGGAAUCUAUCAUUCUGGAAUAGAAGUUCAUGGCAUGGAGUAUGGCUUCGGAGCUCAUGAGUUCUCAACCAGUGGAGUGUUUGAGGUUGAACCAAGAAGUUGCCCUGGUUUUAUCUUCAGGCGCUCAAUUCUUUUGGGCAGUACUGACAUGUCUCGUUCAGAAUUUCGGUCAUUCAUGGAGCAUCUAUCCAAUAAAUUUCAUGGAGAUACAUACCAUUUGAUUUCUAAAAAUUGCAAUCAUUUUACUGAUGAAGUUUGUCAGCGUUUAACUGGCAAAUCUAUACCUGGUUGGGUUAAUCGAUUGGCUCGAGUAGAAGAUGGGUCCGAGUUUGGUGCAUCGUCUGUAACCGGAGACAGUGAUGAGGAGGAUCUUGAUCAUCAUCUACUUACCACACCAAGCAGUGAUGUGGCAUUUUUGAAAGAUAAACCAGUGAAACUUGCAAAGGAUGUUCUUUAAAUUUCAGUUUUGGUUUACUUAUUAGUUUUGUAAUGUUUGUGGUGUUUGUACUAGAAUGUGUAAAUCUAUUGUAUUUUGUUGAAGACAUAGACAUCACCUUGUUGUCUGAGUGCUGUAUUGGUGUUUGUUGUGCAUUUAAAAUGCACGGUAAAUUUGACUUGGGUUUUCUCAUGCUCCACAUAGUUGAUUGCGGCAUGAUUUUGGGCGGAAGAGUUUUGUGUGACAUCUUCCUUUCUCAGCUGGACUCAGUGAAGAACAUGUUUUGAUGAUUGAGAUACGUGUAUUGCUUUUGCUCCAUAACUAUCUUGUAACCAACUAUUGUUAUUUGUGAUGAUUGUUACUGACCAAUUGUUCUGUAUUCCUAAAACUUGGUUUUUGGUCUCCUCUUGUGAAUCCUGAAAAUGCU
Molecule: messenger RNA, 1534 nt
Organism: Striga asiatica
Lineage: Eukaryota; Viridiplantae; Streptophyta; Magnoliopsida; Lamiales; Orobanchaceae
Source: the annotation of a GenBank genome assembly